AUGCUUCGAAGAGGUCCUCUCAAAUUACAUCACAGGUUCUUCCGUAGACGACACAUAACACUUGGGAUCCGACGUGAAGACCCGAAGAGGAUAUGGGAACGUCGAACUCCUCUUACACCUUCUGGUAUCUCUUCACUCUUGUCAUCUUCAAGAGAUCUCGAGGUGGAAGUGGAAUCUUGUCAAAGACGAUGUUACCCUGAUAACGCAUAUCUCAGCGUAGGUGCAAAAAUUGUUGAUCAGUUAGACAAGGCAGAUGUGGUUUUGGGCAUCAAAGAACCUCCUGCGGAUCAAGUGAGAAGGUUAGGGGAUAGAAACAGGAAAUGGAUGAUCUUCUCACAUACCCAUAAAGGUCAAGAACACAACAUGUCGUUGUUGAAUGCUAUGAUGGAGACUAAACAGACUUUGAUAGAUCAUGAGCUUCUCACUACCAUUUCUCCCGAUGGAGAGAAGCAAGAGAGAGUGGCGGCUUUCGGUUGGUAUGCCGGGGCUGUAGGUGCGGGAGAAGCUUUGUCCCUGACAGGAUUGGCAUUGCUUCAAAGAGGCCAAGCCACAUCUUUGCUUCAUCUCCCUAGACCAUAUACCUUCCAAUCAUUGCAGGAGUACAAACUCGCGCUCCGUAGGACCGGUGAUGCGUGUAAAAUUCCCGUUAGUGGAGGAUCAAAACCGAUAGUAAUUGGUGUCACUGGAAAGGGGAAGGUCGCACAAGGAGCCAUGGAGAUGUUGGACGCUAUGGGAGUGCAGUGGAUACCAGUUGGACAACUAUCAGACGUAGACUCGAACGGCAUUUCUGCCUAUCACAUCACCCCAUCCGAUUAUUUAGUCAGAGAGGAUGGAAGACAUUACGACAGAGCAGAUUACUACGCUCGUCCGAAUUUCUAUCGCUCCAUUUUCUCUGCCAAAAUUACCCCGUAUUUGACCACAUUGAUCAACGGAGUCGGCUGGAAUGACGGCUUUCCACCAGUCAUGUCGACGUCUGACCUGAACACUUUAGUAGAUGCAGAAGCGGGGAAACAAAAGCUUGUGGUCGUACAGGAUGUCACAUGUGAUCUUCACGGUGGGCUGGAGUUUGUUGACAAGCACACGACUAUUGAUCAGCCUCACUUUAUCGGUCCUGGCGGAGUGUUGAUCUCCACCACGGACAUACUUCCUGCGGAAAUGCCCAUUGAAGCUUCAGAUCAUUUUUCGCGAUGCCUAUUACCAUAUGUUGGCCGAGCUCUUGGUCUGUGCGAUGCUUCGACCAACCAGAGACAUCUUGACGAUACACUGAAGCGAGCGAGCAUCGUGGACCAUGGUCAACUGAUCGAACCCCAUCGUCACCUUGAGUCCAAGUUAGAAAAGUGGCGGAUUGCCACUGGAACAUCAAUCGUGUCCUCCUCCUCGGUUGCUCCUUCCUCCACAAAAACCACAAAAAUCCGCCCAAAGAAGAAAGUGCUCUUGCUCGGUAGUGGUCUGGUCGCAGGUCCAGCAGUGGACGUAUUCGUCCAACGGGGUGAUAUUGAAUUAGCCAUCGGCAGCAACAACUUAGCUGAAGCUCAUGCGCUGGCUGGUGGACGAUCUAAUGUCACUGCUUUACAUAUCGACGUCUCCGAUCAAUCUGCCUUGAGCAAUGCUAUCCUGACGGCGGAUGUGAUAGUUAGCCUCUUACCAGCUCCUAAGCAUCCAUCGGUCGCGCGAUUAUGUAUCGCUCAUGGGAAACAUAUGGUGACGGCUUCGUAUAUUUCACCAGAGAUGAAAUCUUUGCAUCAUGACGCCGUGAAUAAAGGUGUAGUUUUGCUCAAUGAAUGUGGACUCGAUCCCGGAAUUGACUCGAUGGCGGCCAUGAGGAUUCUUGGGAGGGCCAAAAGGGAAGGGAAACGUGUCACGUCGUUCGUCUCAUGGUGUGGAGGUUUACCUUCACCAGAAUGUGCCGAUGUCCCUCUAGGUUACAAAUUCGCUUGGUCCUCAAAAGCAGUCCUCACAGCCUCAUUGAAUCCCGCAACGUACAAACUCCACAACUCAAUUCAUCAUAUACCAGCCGGGGGGAUAAUAUCCCAUCCAUUCACAUCUCUCGACCUUUGGAGAGGAUUGAAUUUAGAAGGAGUGGCCAAUAGAGAUUCUCUUCCAUACGCCGCCAAAUACGGUAUGGGCUCUGUGGAAAAUAUGGACGAUAUAUUCAGGGGUACGUUACGCUACGAGGGAUUUUGCAAGGUCAUGGAUGGUUUUAGAAAAAUAGGUUUGUUGAGUUUGACUCCGUUGUAUAGAGAACCGAAGGACUGGGAGGAUUUCUUGAUGGUAUGUGCGGAACAGACAAGGCGAGAUGUAGGAAUGAAUGAAGGGAGUUGGGAGGGAAUGUUAGGUAAGGAAGGGGAAGAUGUGGUGAUCGCUUUGGAAUGGUUAGGACUGUUAGGUAGCAAGUCUACUCUUAAUUCGGAUCUACCUCUUCCUCAAACAAAAACACCAAUCGACAUUACCGCUCAUCUCCUCGGACACCGACUUCGUUAUUUACCCAAAGAAAGGGAUAUGGUACUUCUUCAUCAUACAUUUCAUCUUCACAACUCCAGUGAUGUUAGUUAUGAAGCUGAACGUCAUCCGGAACGUGGAAUGAAAGUAACAGCAUCAUUAGUACAUUAUGGGGAUGAGACCUCCUCUGCAAUGUCAAUGACAGUAGGUAAAACACUCGCCUUUGCUACAGGAAGAAUAUUAGAUGGACAUGUUUCUUCUAGAGGAGUGAUAGGACCUGACGAUCCUGAUGUGUGGACAGGAGUCUUGGACCAAUUAGAAGAAGUAGGGGUGAUAGUCCAAGAGAGUUGGUUCGUAUAG
Molecule: messenger RNA, 2799 nt
Organism: Tremella mesenterica DSM 1558
Lineage: Eukaryota; Fungi; Basidiomycota; Tremellomycetes; Tremellales; Tremellaceae
Exons: 15
Coding region: 1-2799 (932 amino acids)
Cellular component (GO): cytoplasm
Molecular function (GO): saccharopine dehydrogenase activity
Source: RefSeq, a predicted model, not a curated record